UGGAGGAGCAUAUUUACGGAAGUGGUACAAGUCCACAGCAGCAGCCAGCCAGCCAGCCUGCCUCUUUGGCUAUCCUCGGCCAGUAUGCAGUCAGACCAUCUCGUCUCGUCUCAGUUAACCGAUUUGUUGAAAUCUUCCGGAACGUUUCGUGUUCUUGUGGGUGUGACAGGAAGCGUCGCGGCUCUGAAACUGCCACUUUUGGUCUCCGAGCUCCUCCAGCUCCCCGGGGUGGAUGUAAGAGUGGUCACCACAGAGCAUGCCAAACAUUUCUACAACCCCUCCGAUGUUCCCGUAAAGAUCUACACUGACAAGGAUGAGUGGGAGCUUUGGACACACAGAUCGGACCCUGUGCUGCACAUUGAGCUGAGGCGCUGGGCAGACCUGCUGAUCAUUGCCCCUCUCGAUGCCAACACUCUUGGAAAGAUUGCUAAUGGCAUCUGUGACAACCUGUUGACGUGUGUGGUAAGAGCUUGGGAUACCAGUCGACCUCUCCUCUUCUGUCCUGCUAUGAAUACAGCCAUGUGGCUGCAUCCCAUUACGGCCCUGCAGAUAUCCAGGCUAAAGGAGUUUGGGUAUGUGGAAGUCCCCUGCAUUGCUAAGAAGCUAGUCUGUGGGGAUGAAGGUAAAGGUGCUAUGGCAGAGGUAGCGACUAUUGUCAGUGUUGUCAGGCAAUAUCUUCCAAAACCGGAGUCGUCGUCUCAGAAGACGUGAAGAUUCCUCCAACGGAAACAUGUAAACUGAUGAUCAGCUUUCGCUCUUCUGUCCCAACAGAAUCUAUAUUUGUAAUCCAUCCAAUAUAGUUUUCUUUAUCCUUUGCAGGCUGAUGAGGAUUAUAUCAGUAUGUCAUUCAGUCACAUUUCUGGUUGGAGCUGUUUUUCUUGUUAGAGCAGAGAUCUAAUGAGGGAAAUCCUCCUCCACGAUGUCUGUCACCCUUCGUAGGAACUCAGAGGGGAAUGUGUGCAUUUUAACCGUUUGCUGUCACCUGGACUGAAUGGAACCAAAUUACAGUUUUAGAGAUACUUUCCAUGCAGGGAUCUCCAGACUUUUACUUUAUUGCCUCCUCUGCAGUCAUGUUUGUUAACAGUCAAUAGUGUGUUUGUUUGUUUUUCCAGAAUUUGUAUAUUUAAAAAUGUUAUACCAAAAAUAAUUUGAAUUAAAAGCCUUACAGUAAAACUUUUAAACCUG
Molecule: messenger RNA, 1185 nt
Organism: Fundulus heteroclitus (mummichog)
Lineage: Eukaryota; Metazoa; Chordata; Actinopteri; Cyprinodontiformes; Fundulidae
Gene: ppcdc
Product: phosphopantothenoylcysteine decarboxylase
Exons: 5
Coding region: 85-711 (208 amino acids)
Biological process (GO): coenzyme A biosynthetic process
Cellular component (GO): phosphopantothenoylcysteine decarboxylase complex
Molecular function (GO): FMN binding; phosphopantothenoylcysteine decarboxylase activity
Source: RefSeq, a predicted model, not a curated record